This is a messenger RNA of Daucus carota subsp. sativus, 1302 nucleotides long. Its product is annotated as RING-H2 finger protein ATL20. Gene Ontology annotation, molecular function: polysaccharide binding. NCBI's taxonomy places the organism in Eukaryota, Viridiplantae, Streptophyta, Magnoliopsida, Apiales, Apiaceae. The transcript is spliced from 2 exons. Bases 65 to 1153 code for a protein of 362 amino acids. The record is from RefSeq and is a predicted model, not a curated record.
AAUACUGCUAGCAUAUAUGAAACCAAGCUAAGCUAACAUUUGGAUCAAAGUUCACACCCUGAAAAUGCAGAUUCCCUGUAUAUUCUCACUCAGCCUCUUCAUCAUCUUGUCGAUUACACAUACCGUAAUAUGUUUAGAUACGUGCGAGCCUAGUUCAUGCAGUCCUAUAGCACCACAGGUGAGGUUUCCUUUUCGGCUUGAUCAACAACCGAGAGAGUGUGGUUAUCCAGGUUUUGAUCUUUCUUGCAGCAACCAAAGUGAAAUUUAUCGGAAUCUAUUAUUUGGCGGAGACUAUGCAGUAAGUGCUAUUAAUUAUACAUCGCAGACUAUGAAAUUUAAGCCAAAGUUUUGUCCACUUCCUAGAAUUGACACUUUUAAUUCGUUCGGCAAGCCUUUUGAGUAUGCUUUCGAGCAAUAUACUUUUUUUAAUUGUUCAUCGACCUGGUUUUAUCCGGGUUUUGCAUCAUUUGAGGUGGUGGAGUGUGUUACUGAUGUGAAUGGUACAGCUAUUGUGGUUGCUAACAAAGAUUAUAAUGGCUUGCUGCCACCAUCUUGCACGAAUAUUCUUUCUACCAGAAAUAUUCCGGUGGGGGUACGAUGGAGUGUACCAUUUUGCCGGAAUUGUGAGCUUCAAAAUAAGACUUGCGGGUACAAGAAGGUAGAAACGCUGGAAAUUGGCUGCUCUGUAUCUUCUAAAAGUGGUCUUUCUACAGCUGCGAUGUAUGGAAUAUCAAUUGGCGCAGGAUUGCCUGCACUCUUUCUUCUCAUUUGUCUGGCAAUUUACGCAAGAAAAAAAGUCAAUGACCAUGCUCAAAUCCAACAGCAAAAUCAUGUGCCAGAUAUCCCCACGACAACAAUAGCACAACAGCUUCCUGUGUCUGUAAUGGGACUAGACAAGCUCACCAUUGAGUCGUAUCCGAUCACAGUAUUGGGCGAGAGCAAGCGAUUGCCUAAGCCUAGCGAUUCAACUUGUGCAAUAUGUUUGUCUGAAUACAAGCCAAACGACACACUGAGGACAAUACCAGAAUGCAAUCACUAUUUUCAUUCAGAUUGCAUAGAUGAAUGGCUCCAACUCAAUGCCACUUGUCCGGUUUGUAGGAACUUGCAGGAGUCUGCAACUCCUAUACCCUCAUCUACUUCGUCGAAUACUUGAACUUAAAGAUCUGGCGGAGAAUAGUAUAUAUAUACUCUGUUAAAAUUAAUUUGCAGAAAUUCUUUUCGGUAUGUGAGAAAGGGUACAUGCUCUGUUAGUAUAAGAUUUGUUAAGAAUUACAUGUAGCUAAAUAGAUUUGGUGAUGGAUA